Thlaspi arvense is the source of this 2923-nucleotide messenger RNA. The record is from the annotation of a GenBank genome assembly. NCBI's taxonomy places the organism in Eukaryota, Viridiplantae, Streptophyta, Magnoliopsida, Brassicales, Brassicaceae.
AUGGUGAGGAAAAGAGAUGUGCACCUAUUAUCAGUCCAGUGGAGAGGCCUGCAUCAACAGAUUAACACCAGGAAAAGUGUAUUCAGCGCUGGUCCAGAUGCGGGAAUACUGACGUUUCUUUCGCACGAUCCACUGAAGCCGUUUAAAAGGUCUCUCAUCCCUCCAAGUAGAGGGGACGAGAGGCUUCUUGUAACAUAGUAACUUCGUCCAUCAUCACAAGUAAGCUCCCCGACAUAAGUUGAAGUUCGAAAUUCUUGGCAAUCGUAAUAAAUCGUCAGCAGCUCGGUGCCAGAGACCAGUCGAAGGACGUUUUCGUUGAAAGGUUCAGUUAAUGGGUUUUGGGGACAAACAUCGGUUAUAUACUCCGAUCUAGCGAGUUUUAUGAUACGGGAGGUAGGGUAGUUUGCCUGUAAGAUUGUGAAUUUGACGGAGGAGAUGCUAACCUCUGGGAAACCGGAGUUUGUGUUACAUUCGAGCUUGUACUCAGGGUGGCCGCACUCGUCUCUGCCAGUAAUCCAGAAUGGGUACGAGAGAUCAUUCUGAUUGCCGCAACUAAACGGUUGACUGCAGCGUCUGUGAUGCUCAUCAGCUGAGAAAACAAAUGAUGGGAUUACAAAGAGCAUCCAUACGAUUCUAUAGUACAUAUAUUUUGUUGGGGAGAGAAAUAGAUUGAUCAUUGUGUUGGAGGUCAAUAGGAAAACGGGUGAAGAAGAAGAAGAUAUGAAGGAAAUGGUGAAUGUCUUAGUUUUGUAAGAGUUGAACUAAAGGAACCUAUGUUUGAUCUUUUUGACCAACCUUCACUAUAUUAAUUUUGUAAUGUUUCUUUCUAGAAUAUAUAUUUUCCUAAUCGAAGUUUCUUUGGAAUUAGGUGGCUUGCAACGAAGACUUUGAAUGUAUAUUGGUAAACGACGAUAGCAAUAGUGAUGUAAAACGAGUUUUUUUCUUUCUUUUUGUUAAUAGAAUAUUCAAACGAGUUCCCACUUUGGACUAUGUCCAAAGUUGGAUACUUCUUUAUCAUUUGUAUUUUCUGUUAUUUUGUUUUUUUCCUGAACGACGACUUAAAAAGUCAGGUUCUUGGAAUUUUCUCAGAAGGACCUAAUUGACAAUAAAUAAAAAUCCCCAAAACUAUGUUCUGGUUUUACAAAUUUUGACCAGAGCAAUAGUACCUUUCCGUCAUUGUUGUUUUACAGUUUCAGAGAAUCUAAAGAAUUUUCAGAGAAAUGGAGUGUGGAAUAAGGCAAACAACACAAUUUACUACAGAAACUGACUGAUAUAGAAAAAAUAAAAUGCAAUAAAUUAAAGAAAGUGACAAAUGCUAAAGCUAAUGUCAAUUUUUCUAGAGAGCAAGAAGACGUCAAUCCAGUUAAGUUCAUAUCUGGUUCUCACCUUCUCCUUCAAGCUCACUAGUAAGCUAUGUGACUAAUGCCUAUGUCUUAAUGUGUGAGAAUCAACAAAAGAAGGUCGAAACAAAAAUAGAGUAGAAUGAGAAAAAACUUGGUAAAAGGAAAUCUACGAUUAUAGGAAAUGAUCCUGGGCUUAUCUAAACUGCAACUUCAGUACAAGUUGCUAAGGAAGAGGCUUAUCAAAUAAUGAUGAUGUACAAGAAAACUAACCAUCAGUUGGAUGGACUCUACUGCAUACUGAUGAUGAGGCAUUCUUGCAGCAAACCUGUGUACUAUCGAAGCCACAUGUUCCAUUAGAGGAUAAACAUCCUUGACACGCUUUCUCAUCAAUCUUCAGCUUCACAUCAAACCCUUCUCUUAAAGCACUUUCCAAAUUGGUAAUGUUCAACUCUUUCUCUUCUGGAACGAAGCUCUUAGGAACGUUAAUUGUGAAACUGUCAUCACAAGAAUUGUGAUAAUCAAGGGUUUGAGAUACUGAGAUAAGACCUCUACCAGGACAGGUAUAGCUCGAAUGGUAAGGAAGCUUAGGGUUGCAGAGGUAGAAGACAGUGAGGCUCUUGUAGGUUGGUGAAAGCUCAAAGAUAUCAGGAGGCAAGGUUGCGGCUGUGAAUGUAGCGUUGCAAAAAGAGACUCUAAGCUCUGAUCUGUCGAGUCUAAGAGUCUUAGAUUUUGGAUCUAUAUGGAGAACAUCGUAGAGAUGGUUUGAGAUGAUCAUAGAUGUGGUGUUUUUAUAGCAGUGAAGCUCCAGUGAUGGGUGACCGCAAAAUUGGGGACGGUUCCCACCAGAGAAGGGGAAACCUGCGGUGAUGUUCCCACACUCGAACAGAGCCUCACACCAUCCAGGUUCUUUUUUACUUGGAGCACAAGAAAGAUGGUGGAAUAAGGAGAAAAGGACGAAAAAGAGCAGACAAGAAGUGGGGAGAUAGUACAUGACUUGAUUGAGAUCUAUGAACAGCGUGUCUUUAGGGGUGGGUUUGUGUUGAGAUAACCAGAGGAAGUGAUUUUAAGAGAGAGAGAGAAGCAUAAAGAUGAGGUGGAAAGGGUAAGGGACCAAAGAGGCAAAAAUCAAGUCAAGUGGGAUAGUGACAUUAUUAUUUUACUUUGAAAGACUUUAUUUUAUUUUUUCUCUACGCUAGAACUUUGAAAGACUAUUGGAGGAAAAUUUAUGGGGUUGGAGGACAAGAUUACAAAUCCUUCCACUGCUAUUUCAAUCCUUAUGUACGAUAUUUAAGGACUUGUGGGAACACUGCAUGGUGCAUGAAUCAUGAUAUAGACAUUUUUCAGACUGUCCAAGGUUUGAGGUCUUAGGAUGAUUAUGUGAACACUAUAUAUCAGAUUGAUGUCGAAGAAGAACACUCAGUUAGUGAAAGGGAGACUAAAUGCUAAGUUAAUGUCAAUUUGCUGGAGCCGGAAGAAAUUUUAAGUGCACUUAGGUUUAUAUCUUGUUUCAGUUCUUUUUUAAACUCACUAGUAAGCUGUCUAAAACUAAAAGUGUGAAAAUUUAAACAGUUGAAUAUCGG